Molecule: messenger RNA, 3334 nt
Organism: Marchantia polymorpha subsp. ruderalis
Lineage: Eukaryota; Viridiplantae; Streptophyta; Marchantiopsida; Marchantiales; Marchantiaceae
Source: the annotation of a GenBank genome assembly
AAUGACAAGGUCGACCGAAGCUGCCUUGGCAGACUUCCUUGCGACGUGCCACGGUCAUGUGCAGGUUCAGCCUAAGCUUUUAGGUCCGAGUCUAAUAGUUACAAACACCAUCGCCCCCCCUGCUGCUGCUACUGCCGCUCAUGGUUUGUUCAGAGUCCGCAGCCCGUGCUCGAGCUCGGUGCGAAUUUGAUCUCGUCCUGGCGGCGGGGGAGAGGAAGGUGUAGGCGCUCAUUGUUAUUAGAGAAGAAUGUACUCAGACUUCGAAUCGGAUGCCACUUUGAGGCCUGAGCUCAUGUUUCUCGAAAUGACUAUUAUCAUUAGGAGGAGGCGGAGCAGAGCAGGUCCCGAGGCGAUGGCCGGGUGAGGAGGGCCAUGAGGAGGAGGAGGAGGAGCGCUGGAGAUGCUGCCGGAUCGAUGGCAAGCCGCAUUCUUCUGCUGCUGAUGACCGCCGUGCUUCUGCUGCUGCUGCACAGGGCGUCGGGGCAAGGCAGUCAGAACUGGUUCGAGAGCCCGCCCGAAGGCUACCAUGUGAGGAGGCUGCGCUUCGAGGGCAAUUUCACCGACGAGUAUUUCACGUGCUCGAACAACGCCAGCGUCGUGCACGCCACCGUGCAGUCGGCGGAUCACGACAGCGGCGACGCAUACACGUACACGGAGCUGCAUUUGACGAGCAGCGAGGCUGCGCCUGAGUACGGCAGCUGUGUCUACAACCAGCCUCUGGCCAUCGUCAAGAAUAGCCCCAAAUAUCCCAAGCUCAAGUACAUCACCUCGUUCCGAUCGGUGAUCCAGUUCUAUGCAUUCGACCAGACGGGCACGGGCAAGGGCCUGGGCGAGGGCAUGACCUUCAUGAUCGUGCCUGGCGCCGAGGGCCAGCCCAAUUCGACCGGAGGGUACCUGGGCCUGCUGAAUGGCGCGCCUCGGGCCCCGACGCAGGCCAGCAGCUUCGCGGCCGAGAUCGACACGAGGCAGCAGGAGGAAUUCUCAGACCCGCCCUACCACCACGUCGGGGUGGACAUCACAUCGCUGCAGUCGAUCGCGUACAAGAGCCUGUCGCACGAGGACGACGAUGCGAAUGCGGCCGCGACGUUCCCGAUGAUCGAGCCGGGCACUCUGUACAGCGCGUGGAUGAGCUGGGACAGCUCGGCGGGGCUGGCGGAGAUCAACCUCGAGGAGGCGGCGAAGAAUGGCGCGAGCCCGGAGUUCGACUCGAAUUCCGAGCAGGCGCUGCUCAAGCACAGCAUCUCGAUUCUGGACAGCGUGAAUUUCUACUACAAUGGGCCCGACAUGUACGUCGGGUUCAGCUCGGCGACUGGCGAGGGUGCCAGCAACAGCUUCCGCAUCACGUUCUGGAUGUUCGAGUACCUGGAGGAGGAUGCGAGCGCGGCCGAGCCGCACCGAAGGACCAAGGCCUGGCUCGUGGUGGCCGUCAUCGUCUGCGCCACGGGCGUGGCGCUCUUCCUGCUCUGCGUGUGCAUCGGCCUCUGGCGCCGGCGCUAUCUGCACGAGGGGCGCAGGGCGGCGUCCAUGGCCGGCUCUAAGGAUACUGGGUCCUCGGGGCGGCUCUCGCUCAAGGAGCUCGAGGGCCUCGACUAUGGCCCUCGACGUUUCCAGUACAAGGAGCUCAGCGCCGCCACCAAGGGCUUCAGCGCCAAGGAGGUGCUGGGCAAGGGCGGCUUCGGGUGCGUGUACCGCGGCGUGCUGCGCGGCAAGGGCCUGCAGCAGGUGGCGGUCAAGCGCAUCUCCGAGACCUCAAAGCAGGGCGCUCGCGAGUUCGUGGCCGAGGUGAAGAUCAUCGGGCGUUUGCGCCACAAGAAUUUGGUGCAGCUGCUCGGCUGGUGCUUCGAGCGCCAGGAGCUCCUGCUCGUGUACGAGUACAUGCCCCACGGCAGCCUGGACCAGGCGCUGUUCUCUUGCGAGGGCGCCGAGGAGGCGAGAGGAGAGGCGCCCGCCCUGGCCUGGGCGCAGAGAGUCAAAAUCCUGGCCGGCGUGGCCACGGCGCUGCAGUACCUGCACGAGGAUUGGGAGCAGCGCGUGGUGCACCGCGACGUGAAAUCGUCCAAUGUCAUGCUGGACGCCGGGCUCAAUGCUCGAUUGGGUGACUUCGGGCUGGCGAGGCUCUACGCGCACAGCCAAGCGCCCCAGAGCACGGCCACCGCUGGGACUCUGGGGUACCUGGCGCCCGAGCUGCUGCACUCGAGCAAGGCCACCGACAAAUCGGACGUGUUCAGCUUCGGCGUGGUGGCGCUCGAGACGGCCUGCGGCCGCCGCCCGCUCACGCUCAGCGCCGAGGCCGGGGCGCAGGCCGAGAUCGUCGUGCUCGUGGACUGGGUCUGGAACCUCUUCCGCGUCGACCGCCUGCUCGACGCCGCCGACCCGCGCCUCGCCGGCCGCUUCAACGACACGCACAUGAGCCUGGUGCUGCAGCUCGGCCUGCUCUGCUGCCACCCCGACCCCACUGCGCGCCCGUCCAUGCGCCAGGUUCUGCAGAUUUUGGCCUUCGAAGCUCCCCUCCCCCCCAUUCCCCGCUCCAAGCCCGUGCCCACCUUCCGUCGUCACGACGAUCGGCCCCUCGUGGACGAGCCCCAAGGCUAGCUAGCCCGAAUCGAGCCUUUUCCUCGAGCAUACUACGAUCGCUGAUUCGCCGACCUCUCGCAUUUGCCGAUCUGGGCCCAUUGCUGAACGCACGCUCUGUCUGGAAGGUCGAUAUCGUAGACCGCGUGUAUAAGAAAUUGUAGAGCCAGCACAAGCACAUUCAUGGCUUUCGUAGCAGUAGUUGUAGGUAGAAAUGGUCGAGGACAGCGCGCGGCCGAACCUCGUGUACCUCGAAGGCCCUCUUCCUCUUUCUCUAUUAGAGCGAUGUCGUAGUCGUUGUGAUCCAUCUGUAAGUAAAUUCUGAACCCGAUGUCGCUCAGCCUUCGAGCUGAGUCGUCUCGUUGUGUAGAUCAAGAAUCGCUCGUUCUUCUGCCCGGCAUGAUUUCUAAACUGUAAAAUUAUGGAACAGUGUUUUAAUAGUUUUAAUAGUCGAAUUGCGGUUGAAGAAGCAGCAUGAGGCCCUAGACGUCGAGCAGGCUGAUCGUCAAUAGAGCGUGGGUACAUUGUACAAUACACUAGAAAUUCGAAGGAGACGUGAGAGAUGAAUGUGAAUAUUCUGCAGAUUGGCGCUUACUGCAGAGUCUGAGCAUCAGAAAGCUUUUGGUUGAUAUCUGAGUCUCUCUCUGCACGCGUCGAUGAUCGGAAUUCUCUCUCAGCAGUCUGCAUGUCAUUGACAACGUGUGUGCACUAAAACUUUGAGAAUUAUUAACGACCCUAAUUACAGGUUAUUUCAUUGUGUGCC